AUGUCUGAAGAAGCAACACCAACACCAAUAACACCCCCCAAGAGGUCUGCCAAGGAGCACCCCCAGGCGCUCAUCUCAAAAUUCUGGCAAAAGUUCCACCACAAGAAUCCCGGCAAGAUCACUUCCAUCUUUCCUCGAGAUCUCUACAAGACAGUAGCCCCGAAUCUCGCACCUCCCUCUAUCGGCGUGCGUAAUGCUGCCCAGAGCUAUGAGAUUGCUCGGUCCAAGUGCCUUGAAAUGGUCAGGAAGGCUGUCGCUCGCUGCGAGAGCACGAAUUCCAAGUUCAUUGACCAGGAGUUCGAGAUCGAGAGUGACCACUACUUGCGGACGCAUCACUGCCUUCGUGGCUUGGUGAGGUCCGAUGACUUUUACUAUGAGCCAGGCUCUGUUCAUCGUGUGUCUUGGAUCUUCGACAAUCCUCAGUUUACCGUAGACGGUUUCUCUGGAUCUGAUAUCAAGCAGGGCUAUCUCGGUAAUUGCUGGUGGGUUGCUGCAAUAGGCAAUAUAGCCCACCGUAAAGACUUGAUGAAGAAGAUCUGUGUGGCUCGUGAUGAGGAAUGUGGCGUCUAUGGCUUUGUAUUUUUCAAAGAUGGGGAGUGGGUCCCUACGAUUAUCGAUGACAACCUGUAUCUGGAGGAAAGAGACUAUGGUAAGGACGAGGAGGUAUAUGACGUUACCGGAAAGAAGGCCAAGCAGUGGAAGAAGAACAAGCAGACAGGGUCCGAGGCUCUCUCAUUCGCAUCGUGCGCUGACGAGAACGAGACAUGGUUGCCUCUGCUCGAGAAAGCCUUUGCAAAGGUUCAUGGCGAUUAUGAAGCUCUUGUCGGCGGUUGCGUUGGAGGCGGUGUUGAAGAUAUGACAGGCGGUGUCUCAAGUAUGGUCCUCACUACCUCCAUCCUACGCAAGGAAAAGCUCUGGCGCGAGCUGCUUCAGGCCGACCAAGACGAUGGCGAGUUCGUAUUUGGCCUUUCCCCUUCGUAUAGUCCAUGGGUCGGAGAUCAGAACGGCAUUGUUCUCGGUCAUGCAUAUUCAAUCAUCCGUGCGGUUGAGGUUACUGACGAGAAGGAAAACAAGAUUAAGCUUGUCAAGAUCAGAAACCCAUGGGGCGAAACGAGCCGCGGUGAAGGAGAAUGGCAUGGCCCCUGGUCCGACGGGUCCAAAGAGUGGACUGGAGAAAUGCUGAAAAAGCUUCGCCAUGAAUUCGGCGAUGAUGGCGUGUGGUGGAUGACGCUUGAUGAUAUGCUCCAAAACUUCCAGCGAAUUUAUCGAACCCGUUUAUUCGACGCAAGGUGGACGGUUGCUCAGCAGUGGACAAGCCUCCCAAUCGCAUGGGUUGCUGGUUAUCACAAAACCAAGUUCGUCAUCACUGUCCAGGAGGAGGGUCUUGCGGUCAUUGUCUUGUCAAAGCUUGACGAACGAUACUUCUCAUCCUUGGCAGGUCCAUACGAAUUCACUAUGAAUUUUAUCAUUCUGCCUUCUGGGUCGGAAGAGCCCAUUGGAGAAGCACAUUGCAGCAAGCUGGAUAGUAACGAUCGAUCUGCCAAUUGCGAGAUAUUCCUCCAGCCCGGGAAGUAUGACGUGAUCCCCAGGGUCAUUGCAGCGAACUCUAAUUUGCCGCCCGUUGAAGAUGUCGUCAAGGAAUACUCCACUGCUGACCCCCUUAAGCUUCAGCAGAAGGGGCUGCUGUACGACAUCGCCCACGCCAAGGUUGGAGUUUUAGACGAGGACGAAGCUUAUGCAAAGAAGAAGCAAGAGGAGAAGGCGAAGGAGAAGGCGAAGAAGAAGAAGGAAAAGGCAGAGGAUGCAGAGAAAAAUCAAAUGAGGCAGGCGAUGGAGCAGAUGACGUCCGCUAUGGCAGCGAUGCAGGUGGAGCUCGAUAAAGAGAAAUCAAAGGAAGAGGAGGACAAAAAGGACAAAGAAAAGACCAAGGAAGGAGAAAAGAAGAGUGGAAAUGCCUUGAAGGAUGAGAAGAAGGGAGGUGACUCGGACUCCAAAGCUACGCCUCCGUCUGGUGAAUCUGCAGCACCUUCGGCACCAGAUAAUAAAGGGGAGAAGAAGGAGGAGAAGAAAGAAGAGGAGAAGGAGGAGAAGGGAGAGAAAGAUAAGAAAGAAGACGACUCAUCCAAUGAGGACGGGGAGCAGAACAAGGCUGAGGAGGAGGAGAGUGAGGCUGAGGACGAGGAUGAGGAAGAGGAAGAUGACAGCGACGACAGCGAUGAUGAGGAUGAUGAUGACAAUGAGGGCAGAUUGCCUUGGAAUGCUGUAUGUGUCGCAGGUCUGCGCGUUUAUUCGGAGGACAAGAACAUCUCAGUCGAGGUUGUGCAAAGCGAAGAAUAA
Molecule: messenger RNA, 2337 nt
Organism: Clonostachys rhizophaga
Lineage: Eukaryota; Fungi; Ascomycota; Sordariomycetes; Hypocreales; Bionectriaceae
Source: the annotation of a GenBank genome assembly